This is a messenger RNA of Dioszegia hungarica, 1638 nucleotides long. RefSeq lists its product as uncharacterized. The transcript has 3 exons. Gene Ontology annotation, molecular function: DNA-binding transcription factor activity, RNA polymerase II-specific; protein dimerization activity; RNA polymerase II cis-regulatory region sequence-specific DNA binding. Bases 1 to 1638 code for a protein of 545 amino acids. The record is from RefSeq and is a predicted model, not a curated record. Gene Ontology annotation, biological process: positive regulation of transcription by RNA polymerase II. Lineage: Eukaryota; Fungi; Basidiomycota; Tremellomycetes; Tremellales; Bulleribasidiaceae.
AUGGGGCGAAAGAAGAUUGAAAUUAGACCGUUGGCGGACGAGCGGAACCGUAAUGUGACCUUCCUCAAACGUAAAGCCGGUCUCAUGAAGAAAGCAUGGGAGCUGUCCGUACUCUGCGGCGCCGACGUCUCGCUCAUGAUCUUCGCGGCCAACGGCAAGGCGUACGAGUUCUCCUCCCAAGAGCUCGAUACAGAGCUGGACCGGUACCUCGAAUACGAAGGUCUCAUUGAGCGGCGUCGCGCGCCCGAAUUUGCCGCAAUGCAAGAAGCGGGCGAGAGCGACGAUGAUGAUGAAGAGGAAGGGGCGGGGACUGGGAAGGGUGGCAAGGCGAAGGGCGGGAAGGGGGCGGCAGGGGCUGCGGAUGGGGACAAGAAACCAGUCAAGAGUCUGAAGGGGAAGGAGGUGUACAAGGUGAAGAUGCCGAGUCGGCGGGAGAUUGGGGCGGCGUCGGAUAAGAAGCGGAAGAGGGGGGACAAGGAGGGCCAGGGAAGGCCUCAGCAGGGGUUCAUUGAUGGGUUGGUAUCGGACAGCGAUGGUGAUGAGAGGUCCAGAGAUGGAUCGGAUAUGGCCAACCUCAACUACGCCAUGAAUCUCGGACCCAGUACAGCUGCCGCCCAGACCCUCGCCUCCUUCCCCUCCUCCCUCCCUCCUUCACACGCCCACCCCUACGCCCAACCCUCCUACUUCCGCUCCUCCGCCAACCCGUUAUCCGCACUCCAAUCCUCCCCUCAGCUCAAACCCCACCUUGACGCCUACUCACCGGUAUACGGCCAUUCCGCACCCCUGCCCUCCUCAGCACCAUCCAUGAACUUCCCACCGACGAUGGGCGGGCUCCAGUGGGACCCGGCACUUCUGCAGCGAUACGCCGAGUUCCAGCUGCAGCAGAACCAUCAGCGCCAGCAUCGGCUGUUGCUCCAGCGCCAGAGGGAGCAGUUGGCGCUUAUGGGUGUAGGGGUGGGUGCGGAGGGGGAGCGGCGGCUUUUGGAUGAUAUCUUUGGAGCGGGGGGUGCGAGCGGACGAGGCUCGGCGGGAGAUGGAGGGUACCCGUCUGCUGGGAUCGGAGGGGGCGAUACGAAUUUCCUCUGGCCAACGUUCAACACCCCUCAACAAUCCCUACCCCACCAGCAGCAGCAGCAGCAGCAAGCACCGCCGCAGCAACCGCAACAACAUCAUCAUAUCCUCCACCACCAACAUCAACAUCAAUCGCAACAUCAGAACCACACCAACACCCAUACCCAAAAUCAGAAUCACACCCCACACCCCACAUCAUCCGUCACGCCCGAUACUGUCCCCGCCCGACAACACAGCUACUACACGGACGAUUUCGACUUUGAUCAUCGCUCUCAAUCGCAACAACCGCAGACACAGGCGUCGAUGAGCCAGUCUCAGACGACGCAUCCCACGCCAGGCGCGGGGUCGGCGGAUGGGACGGGAACGGGAACGGCCGGGGGAUCAGGGGGCACAGGGGGAACGCCGUGGUAUACCGGCCUAGGGGGGGAUGUGGGCCGAGGGGAAGAGGUGACGUAUACGAGUCCGUCGGACUUUGAGGAGAUGAUUGGAAGGAAGAGGGCGGGGGAGGAGAUGGGGCAUGGACAGGGGCCGGGUCAAGGAGUGGGAGAUAAGCGGAUUAGAGUAUGA